Guyanagaster necrorhizus is the source of this 428-nucleotide messenger RNA. RefSeq lists its product as uncharacterized. The record is from RefSeq and is a predicted model, not a curated record. NCBI's taxonomy places the organism in Eukaryota, Fungi, Basidiomycota, Agaricomycetes, Agaricales, Physalacriaceae. The coding region runs from base 1 to 213 and encodes 70 amino acids. The transcript is spliced from 2 exons.
AUGCUCGCAUUCGAAAGAUAUCCCCCUAUUAAUCCGCGAGACUUUAUUGUCCAAGCAUAUCCUAAUACUAUGGACAUCUGUAACGCGGACCUUGCCGUCACUGACACGCCUGUCCUCGGUGAAAGCUACCUCUACAAUUGGUGUCUUGGAGAUCCAGUUUUGAAAAGUGCCUGUCCUACCCCUCUGUGGACUUCCCCCUCCCCCCCCGGAUAGGACUACUCUCCACGGUACCGAGUGAUGUUUCGGACAAGCUUAUCGAGGCUGUAAAUGAGGAUAAAUGCUCAAGUUGUGAGAGAGGGAACAUUGUCGGAAAGAGCGUCAAUUAUUCGAUCCAUGAGUUCCUGCGGUAAUCUAGGUGUCGAAAACUGCACGUUGUAGGGUAGGGUUAGGUUGUAAGGUGGUCAUGGUGGUCAUGGACAAAGUUCUGG